Messenger RNA from Pocillopora damicornis (cauliflower coral), 2687 nucleotides. Its product is annotated as mitochondrial Rho GTPase 1-A. The record is from RefSeq and is a predicted model, not a curated record. NCBI's taxonomy places the organism in Eukaryota, Metazoa, Cnidaria, Anthozoa, Scleractinia, Pocilloporidae. Gene Ontology annotation, molecular function: GTPase activity; calcium ion binding; GTP binding. Gene Ontology annotation, biological process: mitochondrion organization. Gene Ontology annotation, cellular component: mitochondrial outer membrane.
CUGGGAGCUGGUCAUUUUGUUGGUUCAUAAUAAAACUGUGAAGUGAUGAAUGAAUAACUUUGAAGAUAUGAAUAUUAUAAUUACUGGUAUGUGAACUGCAGAUUGAUAAUUUAAAAUGAAUAUGAUAGUGAUCUUUACAUAGGCCUGAGGAUAUAGAGGAAUAAUUCAUGGUAAUCACUAAAGAUGAAAGUAAAAUGUUUGAAAUAUAAAAGGUGACUCAAGAUUUAAUUUUUGAAAGCAUUUGAUAGGCUACCAUAAAGUCCCUGAAUUAAGAAAAUUUUGCAUUACUUUUUUGUAUCAAAAAUGAAACAAAAAAAUGGCAGGUCAUUGUAUACUUGAGAUGUUUUUAGUGUUUAGUAAACCACUCUGAUGCAUCAGACAUCUGUUUGUUUCUGUGGCAUGAAAUUGUGUUGAAAGUAUCUUGUAAUUUGUUCAAGUCUUAUGAAAUUAUUUCAACUAGUUCCUUAUGUAACUGCAUUGUUCAAGGGGAAAGUAAUCUGUAAUUUAACUCUGAUGAAGGGGUAAUGCUCUCAACAUCAGGUUGAGAAACUCUUUAUGGUGGCCAGUUUACUUGAUCAACUUGGUUGAUUAGAUCAAAUUAUCAUGUAAUUAUACCAUUUUGAUCUAGUUGGUUUAAGUAUUUGUGAUGUUCUUUUUUUUUUAAUAGACUGUCUUACCAAUAAUGAAUGAUUACACUGAAGUAGAAACUUGUGUUGAGUGCUCAGCAAAGGAUCUGAAAAAUAUAUCUGAGAUGUUUUACUAUGCACAGAAGGCAGUCCUCCAUCCUACUGCUCCUCUCUUCUCUGCUGAAACCAAGGAGUUAAAACCAUUAUGCCAGGCUGCUCUCACAAGAGUUUUUAAGAUAUCAGAUAAGGAUAAUGAUGGCUUACUGAGUGACAAUGAAUUGAAUGAGUUCCAGAAUCGAUGUUUCAAUACCCCUCUGCAAGGACAAGGUUUACAAGAUGUUAAAAAUGUAGUCAGGAAGAAUGUCGAGGGAGGAUUACAAGAUGGUGGACUUACAUUAAAAGGUUUCCUGUUUCUUCACACACUCUUUAUCCAGAGGGGGAGACAUGAAACAACAUGGACUGUUCUCAGAAAGUUCGGAUAUGGUGAUGAUCUUAAGCUCAGACCUGAUUAUUUGUGUCUUACGAUUGACAUGGGGGCAGAUCAAACAGUGGAAUUAUCAGAUGCAGGAUAUCAGUUUCUUAUUGACCUCUUCCAGAGACAUGACAAGGAUGAAGAUGAAGCCCUUUCUCCUGAGGAACUUCAAGCACUCUUUGGUACCUGCCCGACAAUGCCUUGGGGUGAAGAUGUUCUUAGCUCUGUUGAAACUAAUGCCAAUGGAUGGAUAACUCUCCAAGGAUUUCUAGCUCAGUGGGCGCUAACGACUUUCUUGGAUUACACUAGAAUGUUAGCAUAUUUAGCAUUUUUUGGUUACAUUCAUCAGGAAAUUGAAGCUUCCCUUUCUACCGCAAUAACAGUCUGUUCCCCUCUUCCUUUUACUCUGGUCUCUUCUGUCUCUCGCCUCAUUCAGAUGCGAAAAAAGUUACGACUUUUACCUUCCUCUUACUCUCAAUGGAGCCAAGCAAAAACUCAACUGGUUACUCGGAGUAAAGCUGUUGACCUACAGAAGAAACAGACAUCUCGCUCUGUAUUUCAGUGUUACGUAUUUGGACCACCAGGCGUUGGAAAGACGUCCUUCCUUCAAGCAUUUUUAGGGCGAACCCUUGAGCCUGGCGAAUCAGAAAAGGAAUUGUCGAAUUAUGCCAUUAAUCUACUAGAGGUGAACAGACAAGAAAAAUACCUAGUGUUACGUGAAAUCGAAUGGGAAAAUUCUGGAUUUCUGUUGCACGACAGACGAUGUGAUGUGGCCUGUUUUCUUUAUGACUCGUCGGAUCCUGCUUCGUUUACACAAGUGGUACAACUGCGAGAGAAACUUCCCAAAACAGUUCCUUGUAUGUUAGUUGCUGGCAAAAGUGAAGGCGUUGCAGCUAAACAGGAUUUUGAAAUGCAGCCGUCUUUGUACUGCUCGUUAAACAAGUUACCGCCUCCUCAGCCAUUUUCAUCCCUUAACAGACCAGACAUGCACAGAGCUAUCUACGACAGCCUCGCCCAAAUGGCCGUUUAUCCGCACCUCUGCGGCCCUAAUGCAGACAGUGUGACGUCAUAUUGGAUUAUGGCAGGCUUUACAGCCGCGCUCGUAGCAACCGCUGGAAUAGUGGUGUUCAGAUACUUGAAAAAGGGAGGUUCGACCACGUGACAAGAAACCAAGCGUAUUAGGAAUAUAUACUAACAAGGCGUUUAUUUUGCCUUUGUAUUGAACCACGGAGUUCAAAAUGUAAAGAGGUUCUAAAUUGAAAAACUAUAAGCCAAAUGUGGAAACAAGAGGAUCAAUCAUAACAAAGUGGACAUAUUUUUAUUUUCAAUGGAAUUGUAAAAGUUUCCUUUUUACCCAUUAUUGUAGUAAUGUAGGAGUUUGUGAUGGGAACAAUUUUUGUGAAUCUCGAUCUUUAGCUCGGUUAAUUCUCGUAUUUGAAACAAAAACUAGGAUUGUUUGAAUUUGUUUUUUCCUUGCGGACAAGUUUCAUUAAGGAGUUCCUCCUUUGUCCGUAGCUGUGUAAUAUCGUCUAACAACGUUUAAAUACCUGUUGUCCAGAAACUUUUAAAAUUUAAACAUGGAAAUAUUU